Molecule: messenger RNA, 1080 nt
Organism: Sodiomyces alkalinus F11
Lineage: Eukaryota; Fungi; Ascomycota; Sordariomycetes; Glomerellales; Plectosphaerellaceae
Exons: 3
Coding region: 1-1080 (359 amino acids)
Cellular component (GO): mitochondrial large ribosomal subunit
Molecular function (GO): structural constituent of ribosome
Source: RefSeq, a predicted model, not a curated record
AUGUCAGCCUCGAGUAGGGGAGCGAAUAUUGUUCGUAGUAUUCUGCGAACAUCCCCCAAUGUGUGCAGACGAUGCGCUAGGGGCAGCAUUCAGAUUCGAUUCCCGGCUGCGAAUGCGUUUUCCUUACCAUCCUCGCGUCCCUAUUCCGGCGCUGCCGCCGCAUCAGUAACGACCAGCAACACCCCGAUUGACCCCCCCACCGCCUCGAAUGUGCCCCUUGAGCCGGUCAAGGGCUCUGCGAAACAGCAUUACCGCAUAAAGUCGGGCAUUAUCCUGACGCGUGCUCCCCUCCUGACGGCGGAACCCACUUCCUUCGAGUCGUCUUUUUACUUCUACCAGAAGCGUCUCAACGAGCGGCUCUGCAUGCCGUUUGUCACGUCCGUAUUCUUCAAGCCCGACACGCCUGCGCUGAUCGACUGGAACCUCAAGGUCAAGGACCGGAAAGGCACGGUGGCGAAGGAGCUGGGCAUUUACAAUGGCAAGGCGUCUCGGGCGUGGGACGACGAGCUCAAGGUCGGCGAUCCGCUGAGCAAGUACGAGAGCCUCCACAAUGCGCUGCUCAAGGAUGCCGAGAUGCGGGUCAGUGACGAUGCCGAGAUCAUUCCCGAGGAGGACCGGGUGCCGGUUGAGAAGCCGCAAGAUCGUGUGUCGGAGGCCGACAAGACGGGUGACGUCCGGAGGUUGGACCGCGCUAUGGACAGGACGCUGUACCUGGUCGUCAAGGGCAAGGACGGCAAUUGGGCUUUCCUGAGCAGCUCAGUCGCAACGGAUGAGAAUCUCCAUGAGACGGCGAAACGUGUCCUAGAUCAGGGCGCCGGCGUCAACAUGAACACGUGGAUUGUAGGACGUGUUCCUGUCGCGCACCACGUCGUCCGCCCCGUCUUCAACGAGGACGGCACGUUGGAGUCCCGUGGAGAGAAGACUUUCUAUCUCAAGGGCCGCAUCAUGGCUGGUCAAGCAAACCUUGAGGGGAACCCAUUCGGCUACACUGACUUCAAGUGGCUGACGAGGGAAGAGCUCCAGUCGGUGCUGGAGCCGAGAUACUUUCACAGCGUACGGAAUAUGAUGGCCGAUAGAUAG